Piliocolobus tephrosceles (Ugandan red Colobus) is the source of this 5730-nucleotide messenger RNA. It is a transcript of the gene ESRRG, whose product is annotated as estrogen related receptor gamma. The transcript is spliced from 9 exons. Gene Ontology annotation, biological process: regulation of DNA-templated transcription; retinoic acid receptor signaling pathway. The coding region runs from base 719 to 2026 and encodes 435 amino acids. Gene Ontology annotation, molecular function: zinc ion binding; nuclear steroid receptor activity; sequence-specific DNA binding. NCBI's taxonomy places the organism in Eukaryota, Metazoa, Chordata, Mammalia, Primates, Cercopithecidae. The record is from RefSeq and is a predicted model, not a curated record. Gene Ontology annotation, cellular component: nucleus.
CCCCUUCUUCCCCCCUUACCUAUUUCCAACCAACCCAAGUAGGUAUCUCCACAAACUUGGCAGGUCCCACUCUGUGCUUCCAUGGAGAAGGGCGGCCAAUGUGAUUCUGGGCAAAGUGUGGUGACUUGUGGAUUUUCACUGUGACAAUGUUGCUACAUGGUCCUUCACUUGGAGUUAGUGCAACAAGGAGACAUCUGAGCUUAAAAUUUAUGAAACAUCUAAAGAAAUCAAGCUUUAUAUAGGACCACCAUUGUGGCUUGAAUUGUGUCUCCCCAAAAGAUAAUGAAGUCCUAACCACCUCCCUAUACCUUACAAUAUGGUCUUUAUUGGAAGUAGGGUCUUUGCAGAAGAUCAAGUUAAGAUGAAAUCAUUUAAUUGGGCCUUAGUUCGAUAUAUCUUGUGUCCUUAUAAAAGGGGACAAUUUGGACACAGGAACAAGGGGGGAACGCCACAUAAAGAUUGGAGUUAUGCUGCCAUAUGCCAAGGAACUCCAAAGAUUCCUGGCAAGCCACUGAAAGCCAGGAGAGAUUCAUGGAACAGAGUCUCCCUCAUAGACUACCAAAGGAAUCAACUCUGCUGACAUCUUGAUUUCAGACUUCUAGCCUCCAGGACUAGCUGACAAUUUACUGGUUCAUCAAUGAAACAAUAUUAAAUUAUGAAGAUGUAAGGAAAAAAUCCUACGCUAACACUGUCGCAGUUUGAAAGGCUUCUCUGCAGAAUGUCAAACAAAGAUCGACACAUUGAUUCCAGCUGUUCGUCCUUCAUCAAGACGGAACCUUCCAGCCCGGCCUCCCUGACGGACAGCGUCAACCACCACAGCCCUGGUGGCUCAUCAGACGCCAGUGGGAGCUACAGUUCAACCAUGAAUGGCCAUCAGAACGGACUUGACUCGCCACCUCUCUACCCUUCUGCUCCUAUCCUGGGAGGUAGUGGUCCUGUCAGGAAACUGUAUGAUGACUGCUCCAGCACCAUCGUUGAAGAUCCCCAGACCAAGUGUGAAUACAUGCUCAACUCGAUGCCCAAGAGACUGUGUUUAGUGUGUGGUGACAUCGCUUCUGGGUACCACUAUGGGGUAGCAUCAUGUGAAGCCUGCAAGGCGUUCUUCAAGAGGACAAUUCAAGGCAACAUAGAAUACAGCUGCCCUGCCACGAAUGAAUGUGAAAUCACAAAGCGCAGACGUAAAUCCUGCCAGGCUUGCCGCUUCAUGAAGUGUUUAAAAGUGGGCAUGCUGAAAGAAGGGGUGCGUCUUGACAGAGUACGUGGAGGUCGGCAGAAGUACAAGCGCAGGAUAGAUGCGGAGAACAGCCCAUACCUGAACCCUCAGCUGGUUCAGCCAGCCAAAAAGCCAUAUAACAAGAUUGUCUCACAUUUGUUGGUGGCUGAACCGGAGAAGAUCUAUGCCAUGCCUGACCCUACUGUCCCCGACAGUGACAUCAAAGCCCUCACUACACUGUGUGACUUGGCUGACCGAGAGUUGGUGGUUAUCAUUGGAUGGGCGAAGCAUAUUCCAGGCUUCUCCACGCUGUCCCUGGCGGACCAGAUGAGCCUUCUGCAGAGUGCUUGGAUGGAAAUUUUGAUCCUUGGUGUCGUAUACCGGUCUCUUUCGUUUGAGGAUGAACUUGUCUAUGCAGACGAUUAUAUAAUGGACGAAGACCAGUCCAAAUUAGCAGGCCUUCUUGAUCUAAAUAAUGCUAUCCUGCAGCUGGUAAAGAAAUACAAGAGCAUGAAGCUGGAGAAAGAAGAAUUUGUCACCCUCAAAGCUAUAGCUCUUGCUAAUUCAGACUCCAUGCACAUAGAAGAUGUUGAAGCCGUUCAGAAGCUUCAGGAUGUCUUACAUGAGGCGCUGCAGGAUUAUGAAGCUGGCCAGCACAUGGAAGACCCUCGUCGAGCUGGCAAGAUGCUGAUGACACUGCCACUCCUGAGGCAGACCUCUACCAAGGCCGUGCAGCAUUUCUACAACAUCAAACUAGAAGGCAAAGUCCCCAUGCACAAACUUUUUUUGGAAAUGCUGGAGGCCAAGGUCUGACUAAAAGCUCCCUGGGCCUUCCCAUCCUUCAUGUUGAAAAAGGGAAAAUAAACCUAAGAGUGACAUCGAAGAAACUUAGAGUUUAGUUAACAACAUCAAAAAUCAACAGACUGCACUGACAAUUUAGCAGCAAGACUAUGAAGCAGCUUUCAGAUUCCUCCAUAGCUUCCUGAUGAGUUUCUUUCUACUUUCUCCACCAUCUUCUUUCCUCUUCCUUCCCACAUUUCUCUUCCUCUUUAUUUUUUCUCCCUUCCUUCUUUCCCCCUCCCUUAUUUCUUUGCUUCUUUCACUCCUAGUUCCCUUUCUCCUUUAUUUUCUUCCCAUCUGCCUGCCUGCCUUCUUUCUUUUCUUUGCUACUCUUGUUCCUCUCUUUACUCAUCUUCCUCCUGUUUUCUAAAUUUUAAAUAGCUUUAGUUGUAAAAAAAAAAAAAAAAAAAAAAAAAAAAAAUCCUUCCUUCCGCCUUUCCUUUCUUUCUUCCCUUUUUUCCUUUUUCCCUUUCCCUUUUCCUUUCCUUUUGAUCUUCUUUCCAUCUUUCUUUUUCUUCCUUCUGCUGCUGAACUUUUAAAAGAGGUCUCUAACUGAAAAGAGAUGGAAGCCAGCCCUGCCAAAGGAUGGAGAUCCAUAAUAUGGAUGCCAGUGAACUUAUUGUGAACCAUACCGUCCCCAGUGACUAAGGAAUCAAAGAGAGAGAACCAACGUACCUAAAAGUACAGUGCAACAUAUACGAAUUGACUGAGUGCAGUAUUAGAUUUCAUGGGAGCAGCCUCUAAUUAGACAACUUAAGCAACGUUGCAUCGGCUGCUUCUUAUCAUUGCUUUUCCAUCUAGAUCAGUUACAGCCAUUUGAUUCCUUAAUUGUUUUUUCAAGUCUUCCAGGUAUUUGUUAGUUUAGCUACUAUGUAACUUUUUCAGGGAAUAGUUUAAGCUUUAUUCAUUCAUGCAAUACUAAAGAGAAAUAAGAAUACUGCAAUUUUGUGCUGGCUUUGAACAAUUAUGAACAAUAAUGAAGGACAAAUGAAUCCUGAAGGAAGAUUUUUAAAAAUGUUUUGUUUCUUCUUACAAAUGGAGAUUUUUUUGUACCAGCUUUACCACUUUUCAGCCAUUUAUUAAUAUGGGAAUUUAACUUACUCAAGCAAUAGUUGAAGGGAAGGUGCAUAUUAUCACGGAUGCAAUUUAUGUUGUGUGCCAGUCUGGUCCCAAACAUCAGUUUCUUAACAUGAGCUCCAGUUUACCUAAAUGUUCACUGACACAAAGGAUUAGAUUACACCUACAGUGACUCUGAGUAGUCACACAUAUAAGCACUGCACAUGAGAUAUAGAUCCGUAGAAUUAUCAGGAGUGCACCUCUCUACUUGGGAGGUAUAGUUGCCAUAUGAUUUCUAGCUGCCACGGUGGUUAGGAAUGUGAUACUGCCUGUUUGCAAAGUUACAGACCUUGUCUCAGAAGGAGCUGUGAGCCAGUAUUCAUUUAAGAGGCAAUAAGGCAAAUGCCAGAAUUAAAAACAAAAUCAUCAAAGACGGAAAACGCCUGACCAAAUUCUAAAACCUAAUCCAUAUAAGUUUAUUCAUUUAGAAAUGUUCGUUUAAAUUAAUCUGCAGUUUUUACCAACAGCUAAGCCAAUAUAUGUGCUUUUCAACCAGUAUUGUCACAGCAUGAAAGUCAGUCAGGUUCCAGACUGUUAAGAGGUGUAAUCUAAUGAAGAAAUCAAUUAGAUGCCCCAAAAUCUACAGUCGCUGAAUAACCAAUAAACAGUAACCUCCAUCAAACGCUAUACCAAUGGACCAGUGUUAGUAGCUGCUCCCUGUACUAUGUGAACAGUCUUACUCUAUGUACACAGAUGUAAUUAAAAUUGUAAUCCUAACAAACAAAAGAAAUGUAGUUCAGCUUUUCAAUGUUUCAUGUUUGCUGUGCUUUUCUGAAUUUUAUGUUGCAUUCAAAGACUGUUGUCUUGUUCUUGUGGUGUUUGGAUUCUUGUGGUGUGUGCUUUUAGACACAGGGUAGAAUUAGAGACAAUAUUGGAUGUACAAUUCCUCAGGAGACUACAGUAGUAUAUUCUAUUCCUUACCAGUAAUAAGGUUCUUCCUAAUAAUUAAUUAAGAGAUUGAAACUCCAAACAAGUAUUCAUUAUGAACAGAUACACAUCAAAAUCAUAAUAAUAUUUUCAAAACAAGGAAUAAUUUCUCUAAUGGUUUAUUAUAGAAUACCAAUGUAUAGCUUAGAAAUAAAACUUUGAAUAUUUCAAGAAUAUAGAUAAGUCUAAUUUUUAAAUGCUGUAUAUAUGGCUUUUGCUCAAUCAUCUCUCAGAUGUUGUUAUUAACUCGCUCUGUGUUGUUGCAAAACUUUUUGGUGCAGAUUCGUUUCCAAAACUAUUGCUACUUUGUGUGCUUUAAACAAAAUACCUUGGGUUGAUGAAACAUCAGCCCAGUGCUAGGAAUACUGUGUAUCUAUCAUUAGCUAUAUGGGACUAUAUUGUAGAUUGUGGUUUCUCAGUAGAGAAGUGACUGUAGUGUGAUUCUAGAUAAAUCAUCAUUAGCAAUUCAUUCAGAUGGUCAAUAACUUGAAAUUUAUAGCUGUGAUAGGAGUUCAGAAAUUGGCACAUCCCUUUAAAAAUAACAACAGAAAAUACAACUCCUGGGAAAAAAGGUGCUGAUUCUAUAAGAUUAUUUAUAUAUGUAAGUGUUUAAAAAGAUUAUUUUCCAGAAAGUUUGUGCAGGGUUUAAGUUGCUACUAUUCAACUACACUAUAUAUAAAUAAAAUAUAUACAAUAUAUACAUUGUUUUCACUCUAUCACAUUGAAGUACUUGGGCUUCAGAAGUAAGAGCCAACCAACUGAAAACCUGAGAUGGAGAUAUGUUCAAAGAACGAGAUACAAUUUUUUAGUUUUCAGUUUAACUCUCAGCAUUACAAAAGAGUAAGUAUCUCACAAAUAGGAAAUACAACUAAAACGUAGAUUUAAAAAGAACUGCACGGGCUUUAGGGUAAUUGCUCAUCUUAAACCUCACUAGAGGGAAGUCUUUUCAAGUUUCAAGCAAGACCAUUUACUUAAUGUGAAGUUUUGGAAAGUUAUAAAGGUGUAUGUUUUAGCCAUAUGAUUUUAAUUUUAAUUUUGCUUCUUUUAGGUUUGUUCUUAUUUAAAGCAAUAUGAUUGUGUGACUCCUUGUAGUUACACUUGUGUUUCAAUCAGAUCAGAUUGUUGUAUUUAUUCCACUAUUUUGCAUUUAAAUGAUAACAUAAAAGAUAUAAAAAAUUUAAAACUGCUAUUUUUCUUAUAGAAGAGAAAAUGGGUGUUGGUGAUUGUAUUUUAAUUAUUUAAGCGUCUCUGUUUACCUGCCUAGGAAAACAUUUUAUGGCAGUCUUAUGUGCAAAGAUCGUAAAAGGACAAAAAAUUUAAACUGCUUCUAAUAAUCCAGGAGUUGCAUUAUAGCCAGUAGUAAAAAUAAUAAUAAUAAUAAUAAAACCAUGUCUAUAGCUGUAGAUGGGCUCCACAUCUGUAAAGCAAUCAAUUGUAUAUUUUUGUGAUGUGUACCAUACUGUGUGCUCCAGCAAAUGUCCAUUUGUGUAAAUGUAUUUAUUUUAUAUUGUAUAUAUUGUUAAAUGCAAAAGGAGAUAUGAUUCUGUAACUCCAAUCAGUUCAGAUGUGUAACUCAAAUUAUUAUGCCUUUCAGGAUGAUGGUAGAGCAAUAUUAAACAAGCUUCCACUUUUGA